AUGGCAAACACUGACCAUCCAGAAAAGGAUCUUGAAGACAUCAUGGUCCACCCUCUGUUUCGCAAAGCUGCCACAACACCGGCCGAGUCCUGGAUAUCAACCAUGGCAUCUGUCAACGCACUACUGAGAGACGGCAUCAACAAGGACAGGUUGCUCAUCUUCACUGGUGACGCGGAUGGAGUGAGUCGCUACAAUGGUUUUGAUGACAUUUGGGACCCCAAAGGUGACUGUAAAGUCAGACUGGAGAACCAAGAUGUCCGCUUCAACAGCAAGAUCAUCUUCGAGACUAGAUCGAGGGACCUAAUUGCAUUGAUGUCAGAAUGCGUUUGUGAAGAAGGCAUGCACUACAACUUCAGAGUGCCGUCUCUGGGUGACGACGUGGAAAAGAUUGGUAAAUAUGAUCUCGCCAUUCGCAACUUCAUCGCAACCAUCAUUCGCAAACCUAUCAUUGGUACUACACUGGUAUCUGCUCUCGAGGAUCUGCAAAUCAUCGUCAAACACAUCUUCAGAUUACAACGUCAGCCAGAGAAGGCCAUUGAAUUCGUACAAGAGUAUGUGCAGGAUCUCAAACUGGACAAUUGUACGAACAGGCCUGCCGACAUCGGACUAUUCCUCGCAUGGACUGAGAGAACUCAUUGGUCAAAAGCCUUUGUGGAAACCUUCGCACACUGUGUGGGAAUGCUGAAUUGUGGAGUGCUCGACCAGGAAGCUCUAGACGAUGUCUCACCAACAACGCGUGCUCUCCUUGAGCAUAGCUGUACGCACAUGCAUUAUUGUCUCACAACCGUGGAGAUGCCCAUGACAAUAUUUGGCAUCAGUCCUGCUAUUUUGGGAGAACUCGGAGACCACGCUGGAAUCAAGCAAUCACUGCUGGCUUUUCAGGAGUUCCUCGGACAACACUAUGCUCAGAUCUAUGGAAAGUGGCCUCCGCCUGUGCAUCAAAACAGCGGACAUUGGAUCACUCGUUCUAUAGUCCAACGCUUGCAACAAGACUUUGGUAACCUCUACGAUCUAAUUGUUGAGACAGAGCAUCGCGACUCGACUGCCGACCCUGCUGAUCCUUUUGGUUGUGGACUUGAUCGUGAGCAGCUGUUCAAAUCUUGGGACCGCCAGUAUGGCUUCAACCCCUUGCCGCAUGCCAAUCCCAAAGCCCCAGACUACUAUCCUACCCUAGUUGUGGAACCAGAUGAAGAGAAGGGCGCUAGACGAUCAUCGCUUAUUCCUGCUAUGCAAAAGCACGUAAAGAAGGGGCCAGAACUUCACAAUAUCUACUCUGGCGCCACCAACGAAGGAACAUACGUCUCGACCUUUUGCAAAGCAUUCCUAAAACACGAAGCCUCAAGCAAGCACGAAGAGAUGGAUACCCACGAUGGUCGUCUCGGUCGCUGGAUCGUCGUCUACUGUAUGAUGCAGCUCCUCUCCAAAGUAGCCGUCGACAUACAGGGUCUCCGUCACAGCCGGGGCGUCGAAUACUUCCUCAACGCAGACCUCGACGGCACUCCACCCUGGAACCCGGACGACUUCCCAGUGACGAUGCGUCCAGUGAGUGCUCACUAUAGCUGGGCUGCACUCUUCGCAAAGGCCAACAGACCACCUCGCAGAGUCUCUAAAAACUCCGCCAAAAAGGAUUCGAAGGCCAAGUUCAAUGUCGAAUAUUUGCCAGAUGGUCGUGUGAUGCUCAAGGACGCUGAUGGACACGUCGUCUUCAGAUAG
This is a messenger RNA of Aureobasidium pullulans EXF-150, 1713 nucleotides long. RefSeq lists its product as uncharacterized. The coding region runs from base 1 to 1713 and encodes 570 amino acids. The record is from RefSeq and is a predicted model, not a curated record. NCBI's taxonomy places the organism in Eukaryota, Fungi, Ascomycota, Dothideomycetes, Dothideales, Saccotheciaceae. The transcript has 4 exons.